AUGGCAACCACUACUACCGAUCCUGCCAUAACUACGAUAUUCAGGAUUACUACUACACUUAGAAGUAGUACAACACAUAAUUCGAGUCAAAUAAGGACGUCAAAUUCAAUAAGUACUACUUUGUCUUCAAUUCAUUCCUACUCAGAAAGUACAGAUGUCAUUAAAAGCACAAUAUCAGCAAUUCAAUCACAAUCAGUGACGAAAGUAUAUAGUAGCGCUUUAUCAGUGCCAACUUAUAUUACAAUAGAUGGUGAAUCAAAUAGUUCAAAAUCUUCUGGAAAAACAAUUGGUUUGGCAAUUGGAUUACCAGUAGGGAUUGUCUGUUUGUUAUUAUGUAUAUUGCUAUUUUUAUAUUUGAAAAAGGACUAUUUCCAUAAAUCUACGAAAGUUGUGUCGCCAACAGAAUCUAAUAAACCGAUUCAAAGUAAUUGGUUUAACAAAUGUUUGUAUAGUAGUAAACCAACCGAGUCUAACGAAGAAUAUAUAAAUGAGAAGAGGCUACCAUUUACUGGUAAUAUGUCUUCCAAAGUUCAAUACAAAAUCUCAAAAGAUAAAUCGCAACAUAUUUUGACACCAAAAAAAUCAGUUGCUAUACCCUUUGGAAAUCCUAAUUUUGACAAAUCAAUUGAGACAGUUGAUGUUGAAAAGCUUUUAUAUACAGAACCACCAAAUAUUCAUCAUAUACCGUCUACAUUCCCUUCGAUGGAAAAUAUAGUAAAUACAAAAUUGACUAAAAAGCAUUCUGAAAGUGGAAGUGAUGCAAUAUUAACAAAUUGGAAGUAUGAAUCACCACUUUCAAGAUGGUUUUUAAGAGGUUCGACAUAUUUGGAAGACCCUGAAGCACAAUUAUAUAACGAAACUCCUACAUCUACAGUACAGCUGAAGCGCUUAAAAAUACUAUCAAGAAUUCAUAAAGAAUACGUUGAUCUUGAAAAGCUUGAAAAUGAAAGAUCUCCAAUACUUGCAACUUCAGACAACUAUUUUUCAGGUUCAGAAAGUAAACACGAUGCUGCCAGCUCGAGCAGUGUUAAAAGGCCAACGUCAGCAAUAUAUGGAACAAUAGGUGUUCAGACUUUAGAGCUAGGAGAAAACCAAAAUAGAGUAAAAGUAAUAAAAAUUGGUUCUGUACCUGAAGACAAGAAGAGAGGGAAGAAGAAUUCAAAGAAAAAAAGAAUGAAAAUAAAGAAGCAUUUGGAAUAUCUAAGCCAUAUCAAGCCAUUGCCCUUAACUCCAAAAACUAAGUAUAAAAUCGGUGACAUUAAACAAGUUGUGGAGCAAUAUGAAGCUAGGUUAACAGAUGAGAUAGAUCUGAAAGUGGGAGAAUAUGUUAAAAUUCUAGCUACACAUACUGACGGAUGGUGUCUGUUAGAGAAAUGUACAGGUAAUGGUACUGCUAUAUCCAAAUAUCAUCUUGUAGAUGUUGACGUUACGGAUAAACGAUACUUAAACGAUGAUCGUGGUAUUGCACCUGGUAGGUGUAUUGCAUAA
Molecule: messenger RNA, 1488 nt
Organism: Vanderwaltozyma polyspora DSM 70294
Lineage: Eukaryota; Fungi; Ascomycota; Saccharomycetes; Saccharomycetales; Saccharomycetaceae
Gene: FUS1
Product: Fus1p
Exons: 1
Coding region: 1-1488 (495 amino acids)
Molecular function (GO): protein binding
Source: RefSeq, a predicted model, not a curated record